UCUGAAUCUUUAUUCCCUACACAAGAUUCAAAUACGGAAAGUCAUAAAGCACAAGCUUGCCGAAAAAAAACUACAAAAACGGAAAAAGAAAUACUUGGUCUAUUACUUGAAUAUAAAAAAUCGCUACCAAUUCAUCUACUUAUAACGGUAUUUGAUGAACUUAGUAAAAUCUCUUCGGAUUGGACGUACAAGAGAAUUAAGCAAUAUUGGAGAAAUAAUCGAAAAAAAGAAAAUAAAGAUUAG
Molecule: messenger RNA, 243 nt
Organism: Dentiscutata heterogama
Lineage: Eukaryota; Fungi; Glomeromycota; Glomeromycetes; Diversisporales; Gigasporaceae
Source: the annotation of a GenBank genome assembly